Molecule: messenger RNA, 2103 nt
Organism: Sphaerodactylus townsendi
Lineage: Eukaryota; Metazoa; Chordata; Lepidosauria; Squamata; Sphaerodactylidae
Gene: MPHOSPH10
Product: M-phase phosphoprotein 10
Exons: 11
Coding region: 20-2050 (676 amino acids)
Biological process (GO): rRNA processing
Cellular component (GO): small-subunit processome; sno(s)RNA-containing ribonucleoprotein complex; Mpp10 complex
Source: RefSeq, a predicted model, not a curated record
GUCGGGCAAAGCGGCAACGAUGGCUGCGAGUGUUGCGGCGGCGGCGGCUCCACGCGGGCGGCUGGAUCGAUGCCUGGAGACCCUCCAAGCCUCCGCCGCCCACCCGGAGCGCUUCCUCAGCAUUCAGGAUGGACUGGCUGCCGAUCUCAACUCGCUAACUAAAACGCUGUAUGAUUUCCACAAAGCGCUCGGGCCUGCGACGGUUCCUGGGAGCCCUUUGCAAGAACUGGUGAUAGAUGACUUCGACGAAGAACAGGUCUGGCAGCAGCUGGAACUCCAGAAUAACGCGGUCCUCGGCUACUUCAAGGCAGCUGUUGCUAGAAACGGCACUGAGGAUGAUCUCUGCCUUCUACCAGAUCCAGAAGAGGGGGAUAGUAUCGCAGAGGACAGUGAGCCAGAAACAGACGAUGAAGUCCAGACAGAAGACUUCAACAGCGACCCUCCGGAAGAGGAAAGUGACUGGGCGGAAAAGAGAAGUCAACUCAGAGCGAGGACAGAACCUCUGUUUAACGAUGAAGAUUCAGAUAUUGACUUUGACAUUGACAAGUUAGAGCUGCAAACCCGUCCGUCCAAGAUUGCCGUGAAAAGAACGGGUGAAAAGUCUGUAGUCGACGACAGGUUUUUCAACCUGGCUGAGAUGGAGGCGGUUCUGGACGCGGCGGAGAAGAAAGAAAGCCAAGAAAAGGAGGAUGACGAAGGCGAGGAAAUCGAUUAUUUUCAGGAGGUUCUUUCGGAAGAUGACGAGGAGGAGGAGGAAGAGGAUGUGGAAUUCGGGAAAGCCAAAACGAAGCCACCUAAAAGCGCUCGCAGUCUCAAAUAUCGGGAUUAUUUCGACCCCGUGGACGAUUGCGAAGAUUACACAAGCGACCGACAAAGCUGCGAAGGUGACGGCAACCGGAGCGAGGAGGAAGAGGAUGAAGGAGCAGUCGACAGAAUGGAGGAAACGGAUGACGUCCAACAGCCACAGGAGACCGAAAGGAGGAAAGGAGCUCCGAAGGCGGUGACGUUCGCCUUGCCGUACGACAGCGACACGGACGACGAACCGGACACAUCUGAAGCAAAGACGAGUCGUUCCCCUGAACGGAAAUCCUCCUUUGAGAAAAGGCAGGAAAAGCUGAGUCAGAAGAUCAAAUCGCUCGAAGCGGACCUGUUGAGGGAGAAGUCCUGGCAGCUGAGAGGAGAAGUGACUGGACAGAAGCGACCUGAAAACAGCCUCCUGCAGGAGACGCUGCUCUUUGACCAUGCGGUCAAGAUGGCUCCCGUCAUCACAGAGGAGACGACAAUGGCGCUUGAAGACAUUAUCAAGAGGAGGAUAAAAGAUCAGGCCUGGGAUGACGUCGUCCGGAAAGAAAAGCCAAAAGAGGAUCCUUACGAAUACAAAAAGCGUCUGACUCUGGAUCACGAGAAAAGCAAAUUAAGUCUCACCGAAAUCUAUGAGCAAGAAUAUCUGAAACUUAACCAGAAAAAAACUGAAGAGGAAGAAAAACCGGAACACAUAGAAAUUCAGAAAGCAAUGGAUGUUCUUUUUCUCAAAUUGGAUGCCCUUUCCAAUUUCCACUUCACACCCAAGCCGCCCGUGCCAGAGGUAAAAAUAGUCUCUAAUCUCCCAGCAAUAAGUAUGGAGGAAGUUGCUCCGGUUAGCGUCAGUGAUGCUGCGCUCUUAGCUCCGGAGGAGAUCAAGGAGAAGGCAAAAGGCGGAGACGUGAAAACGGAUGCCGAGAAGACCGCCACAGACAAGAAACGGGAGCGCAGAAAGAAGAAGCUCAUGAAGCGUAUCAAGCUGAAGGAGAAAGAGAAGCGGCAGAAACUCCUCGAGGGGAAGGCAGAACAAAACCCCAAGCUGAAGAAACAAGUUUCUGCCGAACAGUUGAAGAAGCUCAUCAAGGCCGACGGGACUUCUCUACUCAAGGAUGACGGCAAAGACAAGGCUUUGAGGUCCUCCCGAGCGUUCUUCUCUCGCUUGCAAGAUCAAGUGAAAAUGCAAAUUCAAGACCCGAAGAAAAGCCAGAGGAAGAAACGAGCGCUGACUGCCCAAAAGCUGAAACUAUAAGAUAUUUAUGCUCAGGCUCUUUUUGUACCAAUUAAAGCAAGUUUCCUAAUUGA